AUGGCCAACACUCCUCUUCAAGCGGUCUACACCGCUCCAGACGCCACCAAGUCUUUCCAGCAUGCAACCCCAAUGACCUCCGUGACUGCAUCAGACCCCCUCGCCGCCAAGCUCACCCACCUGAGAGCCCUCCAAUCCCUGGUCCCAAAGCUACAGGACGAGGUUAACGUCUACUUGACCGCACGAAUGGAAGAAGAUAAGAAAGCUCAAGGGCAAGGCUCAGAGAAGGAAGCUAAGGAGGAGGAAAAUUACGGCGAGGAAGUUGUCGAAGACGAUGCGUGA
Penicillium pulvis is the source of this 282-nucleotide messenger RNA. RefSeq lists its product as uncharacterized. The coding region runs from base 1 to 282 and encodes 93 amino acids. The transcript has a single exon. Lineage: Eukaryota; Fungi; Ascomycota; Eurotiomycetes; Eurotiales; Aspergillaceae. The record is from RefSeq and is a predicted model, not a curated record.